Messenger RNA from Naegleria fowleri, 516 nucleotides. RefSeq lists its product as uncharacterized. Lineage: Eukaryota; Heterolobosea; Eutetramitea; Acrasida; Naegleriidae. The transcript has a single exon. The record is from RefSeq and is a predicted model, not a curated record. Bases 1 to 516 code for a protein of 171 amino acids.
AUGGGAGAUUCUGUUUCAGUCGUCUUAAAAGUUGUCUCAUUGAUCACUCUUCUUCUCUGUCUCGGAGCAGCCAUCUUUCAUCUCGUCGCUCUCAUCAUGUAUGGCCAAAAACUUCAAGACAAUGCUCCCACUGAGACCUAUCUAGCACUCUCUUUCACCACUGUCUCUUCCUUCGUGUUGUCUCUUCUUUCCUUGUAUCAUGUCUUGUCUCUCAUGAUUUCCUCUCUCCGAAAAUACUCUCGAUGGAAUGGAGCCUUAUGGAUAAUGUACAUGAUCAUGGGAGGACUCACUCUCGGAUGCGGAAUGGUGGAAUGUACCAUCACUGGAAUGGCUUAUCGAUUGGAAAACAAGUUGGGAAUGAAGGAUGAGUUGGUGGAGAGUUUAUUUGCUUCGGGAAUUGUGGUGAGUGGAGUGGCAGUGAUUUCCUUGUUGGAUUCUUUUGUGUUGCCAGUGGUGGUGUUUAAUAGAGGAAAGGCAUUGCAAGGAUCGUUUGGAGAGAGAAUGAGAUUGUUGUAA